UACAUAAGGGGGAGAUGAAUGAAUUCCAGAAAAAGAGAACUGGCAAACUCUGAGAAAAGGAGUUUCAAGUAAUUGCUACUUCUUUUUGCUUUGGGAAAUAUUUCACAAAGUGGAGAAAUAUUAGUUGAAGAAUACUCAGCAGUCAAAAAGGUACUGCAAGCCAGGAAUGACCACUCACCCUAUGGUGCUCGACCCAAGCUGCUAGCACAUAGUGCAGAAGAAAGCCAAACUCACUGCCCACUUCCUGGAGAAGAGUCUUGAAGUUCUGGUGGAUCGAGUGAUGGAGAAAAGCAUGGAUGUACUGAAUAUCCCCACAGAGUGUGAGAAAAGCUGGUAUUUAGCUCUCAUGGCACCAAAUGUAAAGGGCUCACACUAUGCCUGGCUUGAUCCAUCCAGACUCUACUGUAACCAACAGGCCUUUAAAGACUGCGUAGAAGACUUGGUCCAGCCUUUCCAGAAUGACACCAUAGACAUCAUAGCUGGGAUUGAUGCCAUGGGCUUUAUUCUAGGAGCAGCUAUAGCUCACCGUCUUGGAAAAGGGUUUUUAACCAUCCGGAAAGAAGGUCACAGUUGCGUAGAAACCAAGAGAAAAAAUUACUCUGACUACACAGGUCAAAAGAAAGUGUUGGAGAUGCGCACUGAUGUGGUUAAAAAAGAUUUAAGAAUCCUAUUGGUGGACCAGUGGAUUGAGACUGGAGGCACGAUGGAAGCUGCAAUUGCACUCGUUGAGGAACAAGGUGGAACUAUAGCAGGCAUUGCAGCAAUCUGCAUCGAGGACAGCAAAGGAGGCAAACGAAUUAAAGAGAAAUAUAAAUGUUCAACCUGUGUCCCUGAUCACUUGCAGCCACAGUUCAAUAAUAAAUAUCUGGAGUCCUUCAAAGCCUUUAAGACAAAGUUUCCAGAUAUGCAAAAUAAAUCAGAGUGAAACAUCA
Molecule: messenger RNA, 932 nt
Organism: Chiloscyllium plagiosum (whitespotted bambooshark)
Lineage: Eukaryota; Metazoa; Chordata; Chondrichthyes; Orectolobiformes; Hemiscylliidae
Product: zgc:174895
Molecular function (GO): adenine phosphoribosyltransferase activity
Source: RefSeq, a predicted model, not a curated record